AUGAAGAAUAAAUACACUCCUGUUUCAGACUCUGACGAGUCUUUCAAAACACUCAUUGAUGAAAAGGCAGACAUCCAUUCUUCAGAUGGUACGCCUCCUCCUUAUUCAGCUUCAAACAAAUUUAUCGAUUUAGAAAUGGCUGACGGAUCCGCUCAGAAUUCCGCCCAAGAAUCUGUUGAUAACACUAGGUCGGACCCUUCAGCGAACAAAGAAUCGAUUCUUGUAACGUAUCCAGAAUGGUACAGGCAAGCUGGGUUCAAUAUGUGUGUUUCAGCAUUAUAUGUGUGUUUUCUCAAUGUCCCCGGUUUCGCCAUGUAUUAUACUGCAAAGAAGAUAAUACAAUUUGAAAAGAUAAAUAAUCUUUUUCUCUACGUUGUUUGCUUUGUUGAUUUUGUCUUGUUUCUUUUUAUUUCGAUGAAUCCAAUUGCCCGUGAACGACUUAGAUUAUUAGUCAUUGAUAUAGGUAACGGCGCAAAUGCCAUAGGAAACGGCAUACUGUGA
Schizosaccharomyces octosporus yFS286 is the source of this 501-nucleotide messenger RNA. RefSeq lists its product as uncharacterized. The transcript has 4 exons. The coding region runs from base 1 to 501 and encodes 166 amino acids. Lineage: Eukaryota; Fungi; Ascomycota; Schizosaccharomycetes; Schizosaccharomycetales; Schizosaccharomycetaceae. The record is from RefSeq and is a predicted model, not a curated record.